Molecule: messenger RNA, 1080 nt
Organism: Emericellopsis cladophorae
Lineage: Eukaryota; Fungi; Ascomycota; Sordariomycetes; Hypocreales; Bionectriaceae
Exons: 5
Coding region: 1-1080 (359 amino acids)
Source: RefSeq, a predicted model, not a curated record
AUGGCCGAAUCGUGGACCUACAACACGCCUCCUGGCACGCCCUCGGAUGGGCCCAUGAUCGCUGGGCUCGCGUCGGCUUUCACGGCGUUUUCUCUCGUCGUCCUUUUGCUGCGCAUAUACGUCCGCACAGUCUUCGUCAAGGCCAUGGGAGCAGAAACGAAAUGGGGUCUCGGUUUGUUGGAACUCGACCAUCUGCCGGAUGAGAACAUCUACUUCUUUGGUUUCUGGCAAUUUGUCGGCGCGCCAUUUUACAUUAUAAGCAUUCUAUUCUUCAAGCUCAGUCUGCUGCUGACUUACCUGCGCGUCGUUCCAGCGGGCGUAUACAGCUGGACUAUCGUUACCGUCAUUGGGCUCUGCUUCGCAUAUCACGUCUGCUUCCUCAUUGUCCAGAUUAACCUUUGUACCCCUCUCGCUUUUCAAUGGGAUCGGUCACUAUCUGGCACUUGCGUCGAGACCGUCCCCUUCUACCUCAGCAUGGCCUCUCUCACCAUCAUCUUUGACAUUGUGGUUAUGCUCCUCCCAGUCCCCGUCCUGCUCAAGGCUCAGAUCCAGCUACGGAAGAAGCUCGUCCUCCUAACCCUUCUCGGCCUUGGCAUCUUCAUCACUGUCAUCCAAAUCUUCCGCAUUCAGACCGUCGUCCGUCUCGCCAACUACCUCGACUCGGCGCCCCUUAUCAUGUGGUCGACUGUUGAGAACAAUCUCGGCGUCAUUGUCGUCUGCGUGCCAACCCUCGCACCCCUUAUCAAGUACUUUGACGGAAAGGUUCGGUCCAGCCGUGACAAGUCCAAUUUCACCGGGCGAAAGUACGCGACGGGUAGUAGGAACCACCAAAGUUCAAGCUUCUCGGAACAGCAGUACCAACAAGCGAGCUAUUCGUUGCAUAACUGGGGAGGCAAGACGAAUGGCAUCACGACUCUCGGCCGUGGGGUCGAUCACCACGUCUCGGGGGACAAAGACGAUACCGCGAGCACCGAGUGUAUUUUGGAGGGCUCGGGUGGGAUAGUGAAGAGGGUAGAGAUGACCAUCACCGAGAGCAAGAUCUCACAGAGCGACAGAGAUUCGGAUGACUUGGCGAGGUAG